Messenger RNA from Exserohilum turcica Et28A, 714 nucleotides. RefSeq lists its product as uncharacterized. The coding region runs from base 1 to 714 and encodes 237 amino acids. The record is from RefSeq and is a predicted model, not a curated record. The transcript has a single exon. NCBI's taxonomy places the organism in Eukaryota, Fungi, Ascomycota, Dothideomycetes, Pleosporales, Pleosporaceae.
AUGACUAUCCUUCUCUCCAUCCCGCUCUACUACCGAUCCUCUUCGUACCCCAUCCACAAACCACACAUCACAACCACAGCCGAAUACAUUGCUCUCCCUCAUUCCAACGACACCUACAUCCAAGACAAGAACAAGGCCAUUGCCAAAGACGCCGCCGAGUGGGGCUGGCUCAUCUACGACAUCGACGUCACACUGCCCACCAUGCAAAAGUGGUGGGAAGCCUAUCUGGCCAAAAAGAGAGUAUCCACCUGGGACGAUGAUUUAUGGCGCAUAUGGCAGAGAGAACAUGCAGUCAAGCUUGCAGAGAAAGAAGAGAAGAGCAGGGAAAACGCAGAAAAGGAAGGCCAUGAAGCCCAAGAGCCGACGGGUAAGAUGGGGGUAGUGAAGAACGGCGUCAAGAAAUGGGCUAAACGACGUUCCCGAAACGCGACCGACGAACGGCUGAGACGCCAUGAAGAGAACAUGUCUGCGUUGAGGAAGAAGGGCUUGAGCGAGAAGGCGCAAGAAAAGGCAGCCCAAGGGCAAAAGGCAGCAACGACGACGACAACAAUGGCAAAGGGCGAAUGCGAAGUAAAUGUUUCCGAGACUUCGCUAUCCGACUCGUUUAUGGAGGCACUGGAGAGCAUGGGCAGACUGCGAGACAACACCGGCGACAAUCGAGAUACGUCGAAUCCCUUUGUGCUUAUCAAACAAUCAUGGCUGUAUCGAGCCUAA